AGUGUCAUGCAACAGAGCAUGCAUAGCAGUUCACUUCCCGCCAGAAUUUUCAUAGCGCCACUUGUAUACCUAUCUAUCAAAGUAUCAAACCAUUCGUCGGACGCCGGCCGGUUAAUUGUCCUUAUAAAAGUUGCAAAACUAAAUGUACGCAAUUAAAAUUGUACUCAAAUUGCACUUUACAUAUCAGUACCAUGGCAGAAAAUGGACUGUAUAGUUUGUUGCUUCGUAUUGGUUAUGAGGAGUACACAUCGUUGUUUGAGGCGAAAGAUAUAACGGUGGAUACUUUGAAAAGUAUAUCUUUUACUGAUGCCAAAAACAUUCUUCCAUCUGAUGAAUUGGAUAAAUUUUGGACUAGACACCAAGAUUAUUUUUCUAAUCGCGUCUUGGAGCCCAGAACGAAUAAUCAGCACUUAAAUGAAACCAACAGUACUCUAGACAAAACUAUCAGUAUAAUACGCACAUCAAUACCAAACUUACCUUUACAAGAAGUCAAUGAAAAUGAAAGAGUUAAUCGACUCUUUGUCACAGAAAACAUUGACAUUCACAAGAUUUUGGAUCAGACUUUUGAAGGAAAACAUGUAUUAAAGUGGUAUUAUCAUAAUCGCAGUCUCAAUGUAACAAAAAGAAAAAAACUAGUGCAUCUUGUCAUGUGUGCAGUCCUUAGAUUAUGCAACAGAAAAUUGGAAGAGCCUGAUUUUAUGAUUCUCAGAAGAAAAAUUGUUGAAGUUUUUCCUAACGAAUUGGCCACCAUAUACUGCACCUUCUGUUGCAAAAAAAAUGCUAUUAACAAUAAAGGACAGAAAGCUUUAGGAAAGAUUUUAAAUAAAUACAUCAAUCUCAGGAGGUUACCUAUUGGAAUAUAUCAGCCUGAAGCCAGUGUACAACAAAAUUAUGAAAAUAGUGAUGAGGAUGAACCUUCUGAUUAUGUUCAGCACAGUUUAAACUGGCUUCGCAAUUUUGAAGAGCCAUGGGACGAUGCAAAAGAACAUUGGAGUAAUACUUAUAAGUAUAGACAUCCAACAAAUGAAGAAGCACCAAAGAAACGUGUGAACAGCACUUUUGAUAUAUAUUCCAUAUUGAAAACUCCAAAAGGUUAUGAGUUAUGGGAAAUUGAUUUUAAACUUAGUGGUAUAUGCCCAAUUGACAAUGCAAUAGAAAAUUUCAGCGAUUUUGUCUCAAAGAUUUCACAAUAUAGACCUUUACCAAAUGAUGAUAUAAGUGUUAUAUUGAAAGAGGGGUUAGAAAAAGAAAACUUGAAACAAGAUUCAAGAACUUUCAUUCAACUUUUACAAUUAUCCUUAAUGUUUACUCCAACUGCUAGAAUAUCACAAGGUAAAAGAAAAUACUGGAAGCCGUCUUGCUUGGAAAGUUUCGAAGGCAUUUCACCCACGUUAAGGGUUAUGGUGAUAUUCAGAGAACUAAAGAAGAUAGGCGUAUUUUUGCUUCCAGUAAAAAUAUCACUUUGCAGCCUUACGUGAUUGCAGUAGGUGAAAAUGACUAUGAAGUGGAGUCAUCUUAUUUAAUUGUCGAUGAUAA
Phymastichus coffea is the source of this 1536-nucleotide messenger RNA. RefSeq lists its product as uncharacterized. Lineage: Eukaryota; Metazoa; Arthropoda; Insecta; Hymenoptera; Eulophidae. The coding region runs from base 192 to 1478 and encodes 428 amino acids. The record is from RefSeq and is a predicted model, not a curated record. The transcript has 6 exons.